This is a messenger RNA of Leucoraja erinaceus (little skate), 18090 nucleotides long. RefSeq names its product mucin-19-like. The annotation marks the transcript as partial. The record is from RefSeq and is a predicted model, not a curated record. The transcript has a single exon. Lineage: Eukaryota; Metazoa; Chordata; Chondrichthyes; Rajiformes; Rajidae.
AUGUCAACAAUUACAUCAUCUGAAACAACCAUCACUACGCCAGCUGAGACAAUCUCAACACAUACACAUAUUGAGAUAACCUCAACAAUUACAUCAGCUGUGAACACCUCAGGAACCUCACUACUUCCGGCCAUAUCAACAAUUACACCAAGUUCGACUAUAUCAAUACCUAUACCAGAUGAAACAACCUCAACGCCUACAGCACCUGAAACCUUACCUACUCCAGGGAAGACCAGCGCAACAAAUACGCAAGAUCAGAUAACCUUAGCAAUCGCUGAGACCACAUCAAUAACUGAACCGCAUGUCACCACCUCAACAGGUAUACCAGCUGAGACUACCUUAACAGGUACAUCAGCUGUGACCAUCCUGACAACUACACCAGCUCAGACCACCUCAACAACAGCACAAGCUGAGACCACCUCAAUAGCUACGUCAGCUGAGACCAUCUCAGCAAAAUUGCCAUCAGAGACCAUCUCACCAGCUUCACAAGCAGAGACCACCACAAGGGCUGUACCAGCUGAGACCAUCUCAAUAACUUUACAAAAUGAAGCCACUGCAACAGUGAGAGGAGCUGAGACAACAUCAACAGUGACAUCAGCUGAGACCACCUUGACAACAGAAGCUGAGACUACCUCAACCAUUACACAAAAAGAGACCAGCUCAACUAUUACACCAGGUGUGAGAAGAUCAACAACCACACCAGGUGAGACCACCACAAUAAUGACACCAGCUGAAACCAUCUUCGCAACAACAUCCUCUGAGACCACAAAAGCAACUACACCAGCAGAGCACACCUCAAUGUCUAAACCAGCUGUGACCAUCUCAACAGUGACAAUGGCUGUGGCCUCCUCAACGUUUGCACCAGCUGAGACCACCUCAGCAGGUACACCUCUUGAGACCACAUCAACGCCGACACCAGUUGAGAUGAUCUCAACAUUCGUAACAUCUGCACCAGGUGAGACCACCUCAAUUCCUCCAGCAGGUGAGACUACAUCGACAACUACACCAUUUGAAUCCUCCUCAAUAACUACGCUGGCUGUGCCCACUACAAUGCAUAAACCAGCAGAGGUCACCUCAGUAACUACACCAAAUCAGACAAUAGCUAUAACUACACCAGCAAAGACCAUGCCAACUUUAACAACAGGUAAGACAAAAUUGGCAGGUACAUCAGUUGAGAUAACAUCAACAACUACAACAAGCGAGACCAGCACGAAAAUAACAGCCGUUGAGACCACCUCAACCAUCAUGUCACCACUAGUACCUAUGUCCACCUCAACUGCUAAAGAAGGCGAGAUCACUUCAAUAGGGACACAGACUGAGACCAGCUCAGCAGGAAAUUCUGCUGAGACGACCUCACCAGUGACAUUAGGUAGGCCCACUACAACAACCAAACCAGCUGAGACCACUUCAUCAACUGCACAAGCUGAGAUGACAACAACUAUGUUAGCUGAGACCAUACCAACAGGAACCUCUACUAAAAGUACCACUACUUCUUCACCAGUUGUGACAACCCCUGCAACUCCAAUAACUGAGAUCACAGUUACACGAGUUCAGACGGCCUCAACAGCUGUACCAGUUAAGAGCACCUCAACAGUAGCAACAACUACUGAGGCCACCUCAAUGACAACCGCUGGCACAUCAUCAACAACAACAACUGCUGAGACCACCUCUGCAAUAUUGGCAUCUGAGAACACAUUAACCACUACAACAGUUGAGACCACUGCAACAACUAUACUAGACGUGACAGCCUCAACAGAGACAGCAGCUGAGACCACCUCACUGUUUUUAUUGGCUGAGACCACGUCAACAUCUAUACCAGCUAAGACCAUGUUAACAAUUACACCAGGUGUGACAGUCUCAACAGUAACACCAGCUCUGACCACAUUAACAAUGGCAGCAGGUGAGACCAGCUCAAAAACAACAGUCGCUGAGACAACCCCAACAACAAUACCAGCUGAGACAACUCCUACAGCAACACCAGCACAGACCACCUCAACAAUUACACCACAUGAGACCACCCCAACAGCAAUGCUAGCCGUUGCCACCUCAAUAACGACACCAGCUGAGACCAACCCAGCAACGACACCAAUGGAAACCACCUCAAAUACAAUAACACCAGCUGAGACCUUCUCAACUGUAACACGAGCUGAGACAGCCCAAACAGCGAUAUCAGCUGAGAUCACUUCCAGAGCGACACCAGGUGAGACCACAUCUAAGGCUACACCAGCUGAGACAACAUCUACAUUGAUAUCUGCUGAGACCAUCAAAACAGUAACAUCACUUGAGUCCUCCUCAACAGUGGCACCAGGGGAGGUCAUCACAACAACUACACCAGAUCAGACCACUUCAGCAGUGAUGCCUGCGGAGACCACAUCGACAGCAGCAUUAACAGAAUCCACCACAACAGCAGCGCAAGCAGAGAUCAGCUCAACCGUGACACCAGAGACAAUCUCAACAACUACACCAGCUGAGCCCAAUUCAACAGCAAUACAAGAUGAUACCAAAUCCAACACUACACAAGCUGAGACCGCAUCAACAGCUGAUACCACCUCAACAUUAAUAUCAGCUGAGACCAGCUCAAUGGAAACACCAGCCGAGAACUUCUCAACAGCAACACCAGUUGAAACAACCUCAACAGUGACAGCUUUACCAUCUGAAACCAUUGCAACAGUAACACCAGCUGAGACCACUACAACUGCUGCACCAGCUGAGACCACCUUAAUGGCAUCACCAGCUAAGACCAUCUCAACAGUGACACCAGAUGAGACCACCUUCAACACUAUAGCAGCUGAGACCACAUCAACAAUGACACCAGCUAAGACCAUCUCAACAGCAACUCCAUUUAACAGCUGGUCAACAACAACGCUAGUUGAGGUCAGCUCAGCUACUACACCAGUUGAGACCAUAUCAACAGCCACACAAGCUGAGACAACCUCAAGAACCACAACGAGUGAGUCCACCUUAACAAAUAAUCCAGAUCAGACCUCCUUAAAAGCGACAUCGGCUGAGCCCACCUCAACCGUAACACAGGCAGACAUCAUCUCAACAGCCACACUAUCAGAGACCACUUCAACAACCACACCCGCAGAGACUAUCUCAACAGCGACAUCGUUUGAGACCACAUCAAUGCUGACACCAGCUGAGAGAACAUUAACAGUAACCAAAGACACAACAUCAACAGUAACACCAGCUGAGACCAGCUCAACUACGACACUAGCUGAGAGCAUCUCAACAUCUACGCAAGCUGAGACAACCUCAAGAACUACGCCAGGUGAGACUACCUCAGCAAGUGCGCCCGCUGAUAUCACCACAACAGCAACACCAGUAGGGACCACCUCAACAGCUGUACUAGCUGAGGCAACUUCAGCAAUAACAACAGCUGAGACCACCUCAGCAGCGAUACAGGCUGAGACCACCUUAACUACCACAGCAAUUGAAACCAUCUCAACAACUACGCAGGUUGAAAACAAGUCAAAACCAGCUGAAACCACCUCAAAAGUGACACCGGCUGAGACCACCUCAACAUUGACACUGGCUGAGAGUGGCACAACAGCAACACCAGCUGAGACCACUUCAAUAGAGGCACUAGUUGACAGCACCCCAAUAGCAACACCAGAUGAAACCAAUUUAACAAUAACACCCACUGGGACCAGCUCAACUGCGACAUCUGAUGAGACCAACCCAACAGUGACUCAAGGGGAGACUAUCUCAAAAACUACACCAAGUGAGACCACCCCAACAGCUACAUCUGAUAAGAUCACUCCAACUGCGACACCAGCUGUGACCACCUCAGCAGCAACACAAGCAGAGACCACUGUAACGGCAACACCAGCUGAUACCAGCUCAGCAGCAAAACGAGCUGAGCCCAUCUCAACUAUUACAUCAGUGGACUACACAUCCACAGCUUCACCAGUGAAAACCAUUGCAACAGUGACACUGGAUGAGACUACCUCAACAGCAGCAGCCACUGAGACCACCACAACUGCUGCAUCAGCUGAGACCACCACAACUGCUGCAUCAGCUGAGACCACCUUAAUAGCAUCGCCAGCUGAGAACAUCACAACAGCAACACCAGCUGAGACAACCUCAAGAGCGACACCAGAUGAGACCACUGUAACUGCUGCAUCAGCUGACACCAUCUCAACAGAAACUCCAUUUAACAGCAGGCCAACAUCAACGCUAGUUGAGGCCCGCUCAGACAACACACCAUUGGAGACCACAUCAACAAAUACACGAGCUGAGAAAAUUUCAAGAACUACAGCCGGUAAGACCACCUCAACAGUGUUACCAAAUGCGACCGACUCAACACCAAUAGAGCUCACCUCAGCAUCCACACCUGCUGAGACCAACACAACAAUGACAUUUGUUGGCACCACUUCCACAUCAACAGCUUUACCAUCUGAAACCAUUGCAACAGUAACAUUUGCUGAGACCACUACAACUGUUGCACCUGCUGAGACCACCUUAAUGGCAUUACCAGUUAAGAUCAUCUCAACAGUGCCACCAGAUGAGACCACCUUCAACACUAUAGCAGCUGAGACCACAUCAACAAUGGCACCAACUAAGACCAUCUCAACAGCAACUCCAUUUAACAGCUGGUCAACAACAAUGCUAGUUGAGGCCAGCUCAGCUACUACACCAGUUGGGACCACAUCAACAACCACACAAGCUGAGACUACUUCAAGAACUAAACCAGGUGAGACCUCCUCACCAAUCACACUAGCUGAGGCCACCUCAACUAAUCCAGAUCUGACCACCUUAGAAGCAACACCAGCUGAGACCAGCUCAACCCUAACCCAAGCAGACAUCACCUCCACAGCGACAUUAUCAGAGACCACUUCAACAAAUGCACCUGCAGAGACUAUCUCAACAGCAACAUCAUUUGAGACCACAUCAAUGCUGACACCAUCUGAGAGAAGCUCAACAGUAACCCAAGACAUAACAUCGACAGUAACACCAGCUGAGAGCACCUUAACGACUACACAAGCUGAGACCAUCUCAACAACUAUGCCUGGUGUGACCUCCUCAGCAAAUACGCCAGUUGAUAUCACCACAACAGCAACACCAGUAGAGACCACUUUAACAACUGUACUAGCUGAGGCUACUUCAGCAGUAACAACAGCUGAGACCACCUCAGCAGCAAUACAGGCUGCGACCACCUCAACAGAUGAGACCUUCUCAACAGUGAUCCCAGCUGAGACCACAUCUACAGUGACACCAGCAGAGACUAGCUCAACAAUGACACCAGCUAAGACCAUCUCAACAACUACUCCAUUUAACAGCAGGACAACAACAAUGCUAGUUGAGGCCACCUCAACAACCGCAUCUGCAGAGACUAUCUCAACAGCAACAUCAUUUGAGACCACCUCAAUGCUGACACCAGCUGAGAGAACCUCAAAAGUAUCCCAAGACACAUCGACAAAAACACCAGCUGAAACCACCUCAACAGCUACACUAGGUGAAACUAUUACAACAGCUGCACAAACUGAGACCAUCUCAAAAGUAACACCAGCUGAGACUACCUCAACUACUACACUAACAGAGACUAUCUCAAAAGUAACACCAGAUGAGAUCACCUCAACAGUAACAUCAGCUGAGACCACUUCAAUAGUAUCAUCAGCUGAGGCCUCCUCAGCAAAUGCACCAGCUGAGACCACCACAAGAGCAUCGCAAGUGGAGUCCAGCACAACAGCAAUGCCGGCUGUGACCACUCCUACAGUGACACGAUCUGAGACCAUCUCAAAAGCAACACCAACACAGGCCCCUUCAAUAACUACUUCGGCAAAGACCAUCUUCACAUCUAUAGUUGAGACCACUCCAACAGCGGCACCAGCUGAGACCACUGUGACAACCAGGCCCCCAGAGACUACCUCCAUAACUACACCAGUUGAAACCAAUCCAACCGCAACACCAGCUGAGGCAUCUACACCCACAACACCAGUUGAGACCACCUCAAUAGAGAGACCAGCGCAGAUCACCGCAACAACGACAGAGGCUGAGAACACCUCAACAGUUACACCAGGUGAGUCCACUUCAACAAGUACAGCAGGUGAGACCAGGUCAACAGCGACAGUGGCUAAGGUAUUCUCAACAUCUAUGUCAGCUGAGAUCACCUCGUCAAUUUCUCCAGGCGAGGGAACCUCAAUAUCUACACCUGGUGGGACGAGCUCAACAACUACCCCAAGUGUGACCAUCUCCACAAUGACUCCACCUGUAACCACCCCAAGAGAGAUAACAGCAGAGACAGCUUCAACUGUGAGUCUGGCUGAGACCACCUCACCAGUGACACCUGCUGAGACCACCUCAGCAGCGAUAUCAGCUGAGACCAUCCCAACAACUACUCCAGAUGGCAUGAACCCAACAGCUACACCAAGAGGGACCAGAUCAACAGCGACACCAGCUGAGACCAGCUCAAUUAUUACACCAGCUGACUCCAUAACAACAGCUUCAGCAGCUGAAACCAUUGCAACAGUGACACAAGAUGAGACCAUCACAACUGCUGCAUCAGCUGAGACAACCUUAAUAGCAUCGGCAGCUGAGACCAUCUCAACAGUGACACCAGAUGAGACCACCUUCAAUGUUAUAGCAGCUGAGACAACUUCAACAAUGUCACCAGCUAAGACUAUCUCUACAGCAACUCCAUUUGACAGCAGGUCACCAACACCAACUGAGGCCAGCUCAAGCACUACACCAGUUGAGACCACGUCAACAACUGCAGAGACAACCUCAAGAAUUACACAAGGUGAGACCACCUCAAUAAUUACAUUAGCUGAGGCCACCUCAACAACUAAGCCAGAUCAGACCAACUUAACAACGAAAACCUUCUUAACAGCGAUACAAGAUGAGACUAGUGAAACUACACCAGCUGUGACCACUCUUACAGUGAAGCCAUCUGAGAUCACCUCAAAAACGUCACUGACAAAAGUCAAUUCAACAACUUCACCGGCUGAGACCACUCCUAUAGCCGCACCAGUUAAGGCAUCUUCAUCCAUAACACCAGGUGAGACCAACUCAAGAGAGAGAACAAGUGAGACUACAUCAACAGUGAGACCAUCUGAGACCAUCUCAACAACAACACCAGAUACACCCAUCCCAACAGUGACACUGCUCAAGACCAGCACAACUACACCAGCUGUGACCACUCCUACAGCCACAACAUCUGGGACCACUUCAUCAACUACACGCACAGAGACAACUUCCACAGCUACACACGUUGAGACCAAUCCAACAGCAGCACCAGAUGAGACCAGCUCAAGAACGAUUCCAGCUGAGAUCGGUUCAAUAGCGACAUCAGCUGAGACUACAUCAACAAUUACACCAGCUGAGACCACCAUAACAAUGACCUCAGAAGAGACCACCUCUUCAGUAACACGAGUUGAGACUACCUUAACAGCGACAGAAGCUGAGACCACCUCAACAGUUACACCAGGUAAGACCACUUCAACAAGUACACCAGGUGAGAGCAGGUCAACAACGACAGCAGUUGAGGUAUUCACAACAGCUAAAUCAUCUGAGACCACUUCAUCAAUUACCCCAGGUGAGACAAAUGCAACAUCCAUACCUGGUGGGAAGAGUCGAAUAACUACACUGAGUUCGACCAUCUCAAUGACAGUAGCUGAGACCACCCCAACAGCGAUAUCAGCAGAGACAGUGACAUCAGCUGAGGCCACCACACCUGCUGAGACUACCUCAGAAGCAACACCAGUUGAGACCAUCUCAAUUGCUGCACCAGCAGAGACCAUCCCAAAACUAGCAGAGGCCAUCCCAAAACUAGCUGAGACCAGAACAACAACUGCACCAGCAGUGACCACUCCUACACUGACAUCAUCUGACACUACCUCAGAAGCAACAGCAGCACAGGCCACUUCAACAACUACAUUGGCAAAGACCAUCUCCACAACUAUACUAGUUGAGACCACUCCAACAGCAGCACCAGCUGAGACAAGCUCAACAGAACCACCAGCUGAGAUCACUUCAACAACCACUCUCACAGACACCACCUACACAACUCUACCAGUUAAGACCAGCUCAACAUCGAUACCAGCGGAGAUCACCUCAACAGCAACAAAGACUUUCUCAACAGUUACACCAGGUGAGACCACUUCAACAAGUGCAUCAGGUGAGACCAGGUCAACAGCGACAGCAGCUGAGAGCACCUUAUCAACAACCUCAACAUCUACACCAAGUGCGACCACCACAUCAAUGACAGUAGCUGAAACCACCCCAAUGGAGAUACCAGCAGAGACUGCUUCAAGAGUUACACCAGCAGAAACCACCCCAACAACUACUUCAGGUGAGACCAACCCAAAAGCUACACCAAGUGGGACCAGCUCAAGAGUGCCACAAACUGAGACCACCUCGACAAUGACAUUAUCUGAGAGUUCAACAACCACGGCAGCUGAGACAACUACAACAAACACACCCACAGGGAUAACAGCCCAAAGUACAACAGGACAGACAUCUUCCCAAAUUACUGCAGGAGAGAUCAUGUCCCCAUCUACUGGAGGAGAGACCAUGGCACAAAAUAGUGCAGGAGAGACCACAACACAAACUACUUCAGGAAAGACCAUGCCCAAAACUGCUGCAGAAGAGACAAUGUCCCAAACUACAACAGGAGAGAGAUUGUCCCAAUCUACUACAGGAAAGGUCACGUCCCAAACUACUGCAGGAGAUACCACGGCCCAAACAACUACAAGAAAGAUCAUGUCCCCAAUUACAAUGGGAGAGAAGAUGUCCCUGUCUACUGCAGGGGAGAUAAUGUCCCGAAUGACAACAGGAGAGAGUAUGUCCCAAAGUACAACAGGAGAGACCACGGCCCAAACUACUGCAGAAGAGAUAACAUCAAAAACUACCAUAGGAGAGAUCAAUUUCCCAUCUACUGUGGGGGAGACUGCAUCCUUAAAUAUUGAAGGAGAGACUAUGUCUCAAUCAACAACAGGAAAAAUCAAAUCUCAAAGCACUGACGGAGAAUCCACAACUCAAACUACUGCAGGAGAGACUCUGUCCCAAAGUAGAAUAGGAGAGACAACAAUACAACCUACCACAGAAGAGAUCAUGUCCCAAACUGCAACAGGGCAGACGAUGUCCGAAUCUACUGCAGAAACCAAGGCAAAAACUACUGCAGGAGAGACCAUAUCCCUAACUACUGAAGGAUCGUUCAUGUCCCAAUCCACAGCAGGAGAGACCACGGUCCAAGCUAUCGUUGGAGAGAUCAUGUCUGAAAUUACAACAGGAGAGACCAUAUCACAAUCUACUGCAGGACAAAACAUGGCCCAAACUGCUUCAGGAGAGACUAUGUCCCAAACUAUUGAAGAAGCGACCACAUUUGAAACUUCUGCAGGAGAGACCAUGUUGCAAACUACAACCAGAGGGAAUACAUCCCAAACUACAAAAGGAGAGAUGAUAUCCCAGUCUACAACAGGAGGGAACACAUCCCAAGCUACUGCAAGAGAGACAAUGGCCCAAACGUCUGUAGGAACGAUUGUGUCUCCGACUACAACAGGAGAGACAAUGACCCAGUUUAUUGCAGGGGAGAUGAAGUCUCAAACGACAGUAGGACAGAGUAUAUCCCAAACUAUUGCAGGGGAGACCACAGCCCAAAGUACUGCUGGAGAGACCACAUCCGAAAAUACUAGAGGAGUGACAAUGUCUCAAUCUACAACAGGAAAAAUCAUGUCUCAAACUAUUGAAGGUGAAACCACGUCCCAAACUGCUGCAGGAGAGUCCAUGUAUGAAACCACAGCAGGAGAGACAAUAGCCCAGACUACUGCAGGAGAGACAAAGUUCAAAACUACCACAGGAGAGAUCAUGUCCCAAACUGCAUACAAACAGACCACAUCCCAAAUUAUUGCAGGAGAGACCACAUCCCAAAGUACAACAGGACAGAUGUUCCAAACUACAGCAGGAGAGACCAUGUCUCAAACUAUUACAGGAGGGACCACAUCCCAAACUACAACAGGAGAGACUACAGCCCAAACAACUGCAGGAGAGAUGAUGUCCCAGAGUACAACUGGAGAUACAAUGUCUCAAUCUACUACAAUAGAGACCAUGUCUCAAACUAUUGCAGGAGAGACUACGGCCCAAGCUACUGCAGUAGAGACAACAUCUCAAACUACUGCAGGAGAGGCGAUGUCCCAAUAUAUAUCCCAACCUACAACUCGAAAAAUUAUAUCCUUAAGUACUCAAGGAGAUUUCACAUUCAAAACUACCACAGGAGAUACCAUGUCCCAAACUACAACAGGAGAGACGAUAUUCCAAAGUACACCAGGUGAGACCACAGCCCAAACAAAUGCAGGAGUGAUCACAUCCCAAACUACUGCAGAACAGGACAUGUCCCAAUCAACUGUGGGAGAGACUAUAUCCCAAGUUAGGGCAGGAGGGACAACAUCCCAAACUACUUCAGGAGAAACCAUAUCCCUAACUACUGAAGGAGAGAUCAUGUCCCAAUCUACAACAGGACAAGUCAUGUCUCUAACUAGAGAAGGUGAAACUACGUCCCAAUCUACUGCAGGAGAGGCCAUCACCCACGCAACUGAAGGAGAGACAACAUCCCAAUCUACCACAGAUGAAGUCAUGUCCCAAACUGCAACAGAAGAAACCACAUCCCAAACUAUUGCUGGAGAGAUGAUGCUUCAAUCUACUAUAGGAAAGAUCAGGUCACAAACUACUACUACAGAAGAAGGCAUGACCCAAACUAUUGAAGGAGAGACCAUAUCCCAAUCUAUAACUGGAAAGAUCAUAUCCCAAAGUACUGACGGGGUAUUAAUGUCCCAAACUACCACAGGGAAGAUUACGUCCCAAACUACAACAGAGGAGACCACUUCCCAAACGACUGCAGGAGAGACCAGGCCCCAACGUACAACAGGACAGACAUCGUUCCAAACUACCAUAGAAGAGAUCAUCGCCCAAAAUACUGCUGAAGAGAUCACGUCCCAAACUAGAACAGAUGAGACCACUUCCCUAACUACUGCAAGAGAGACCAGACCCCAAAGUACAAUAGAACAGACAACAUCGCAAAUUACCACAGGAGUGAUCAUGUCUGAAACUGAGACUACCACAGGAAGGACCAUAUCCCAAACUACUGCAGGAGAUCUCAUGUCCCAAUCCACUGCAGGUGACACCACGGCCCAAACUACCAAAGGAGAGAUCAUGUCCGAAACUACAAUAAACAAGACAACAUCAAAACCUCCCACAGGAGAGAUCAUGACACAAACUACUGCAGGAGAGACCAUGUCCCAUUCUCCUGCCAGAGAGACUACAUCCAAAACUACAAUAGGACAGACAUUGUCCCAAACUACUGUAGGAGCGACAACGUCCCAAAGUACAACAGGAGAGUCCACGGCCCAAACUAUUGCAGAGGAAACCACAUCUGAAACUUCUGCCGAAGUGACCAUUUCCCAAACUACAACAGGUGAGAUCAUGUCCCAAAUUACAACAGGAGAAACAAUGUCCCAAUCUACCACAAGAGGGACCGCAUUCCAAACUACUGUGGGAGAGACCACGGCCCAAACUAGUGAAGGAAAGAUCAUGUCCCCAACUCCAACAGGAGAGACAAUGUCCCAGUCUACUGCAGGCGAGUUGAUGCCCCAAACUACAGCAGGGGAGAGCAUGUCACAAAGUACAACAGGAGGGAUUAUAUCGCAAACUAUUACAGCAAGGAUCACAUCUGAAACCGCUACAGGAGAGACAACAUCACAAACUCCAACAGGUGAGACCACGACCCCAACUACUGAAGGAGAGACCAUGUCCCUAUCUACAUCAGGAAAAAUGUCUCAAACUACUGAAGGUGAAAUCACGUCCCAAACUGCUGCAGGAGAAACCACAUCCCAAUCUUCUGCAGGUGAGACCAUGGACCAAACUACUGCAGCAGAGAGGACAUCAAAAACGACCUCAGGAGUGAUCUCGUCCCAACAUACAACAGGACAGACAUCAUCCCAAAUUACUGCAGGAGAGAUCAUGUCCCAAUCUACAACAGGAGAGAUAAUGUCACAGUCUACUGCAGGACAGACCAUGUCCCCAGCGACUGCAGUAGAGACCACACCCCAAACAAUUGUUGGGGAGACUAUGGCCCAAACUACUGCAGGAGAGACUGCAUCGCAAACUACGGCAGGAGUCACCACGACACAAAGUACCGCAGGAAACGCAACAUCCCAAACUAUUGCAGGAGAGAUGAUGUCCCAAGCUACAUCAAGAGAGACAACAUCCCAAAUUACAACAGGAGAGACCACACCCCAAACUACUGCAGAGAUGACAAUGUCCCAAACUACAGCUGGAGAGACUACAUCUCGAAGUACAACAAGGGAGACGACAGCCCAAACAACUGUAGAAGAGAUCAUGUCCAAGGCUACAUCAGAAGUGAACAUAUCCCAAACUAUUGCAGAAGAGAUCAAGUCCCAAACUACAACAGGAGGAACCACAGCCCAAACUCCUGCAGGAAAGACAAUGUCAAAAACUACCACAGGAAAGAUCACCUCACAAACUAUUGUUGGAGAAACCAUGUCCCAAACUACUCCAGGAAAAACCACAUCCCUAACUACUGAAGGAGAGCCCAUGUCCCAAUCCACAUCAGGAAAAAUCAUAUCCCAAACUACCACAGGAGAGAUCAUUACACAAACUAUUGCAGGCAUGAUGAUGCCUCAAACUACAAGUGAGACCAUGUCUCAGUCUACUGCAGGUGAGAUAAUGUCCCAAAUUACAGUGCGAGAGAUGACGUCCCAGAGUACAACAGAAGAGACAAUGUCUCAAUCUACUACAGGAGAGAUCAUGUCUCAAACUACAUCAGAAGAGACCACAUCCCAAACUACUGUAGAACAGACCAUGUCCCAAACAUCAACAGGUGUGACCAUGUCCCAAUCUACUACAGGAGAAACAACACCCCAACUUACUGCAGGGGUUAUGAUGUCCCAAACUACAGAAGAAGAUACAAUAUCUCAAAGUACAAUGGGAGAGACUAUGUCCCAAACUAUUGCAGGAGAGACCGUGUCCCAAACGACUACAGGAGAGACUAUGUCAAAAUCUAACGCAGAAGAAAUCAUGUCGCAAACUACAAUAGGAAAAACCAGAUCCCUAUCUACUGAAGGAGAGACCAUGUCCCAAUCAACAAAAGAGAAAAUCAUAUCCGAAAGUAGUGAAGAAUCCACAGGAUUAUCCAAAACUACCACAGGAGAGACAGCAUCCCAAACUACUGCAGGAGUGACCACGACCCAAACUACUGCAAUAGAGCCAACAUCCCAAACUACUGCUGGAGUGAUCACAUCCCAUCAUACAACAGGACAGUCAUUAUCCCAAAUUACAGGAGAGAUCAUGUCCCAAACUACAACAGGAGAGACGAUGUCACAGCCCACAUCCACAGAAAAGACCACAUCCCAAACAACCACAGUAGAGACCACGUCUCAAAGUACAACAGGAAAGACAAUGGCCCAAACUAUUGCAGGAGAGACUACGGCCCAAAGAACUGCAGGAGAAACAACACUUCAAAUAACAGCAGGAGAGAUCACAUCCAAAACCACUACAAGAGAGACAAUGUCCCAAACUCGAACAGGGGAGACCACAGCCCAAAGUACAACAGGAGAGAUCACGGCCCAAAAUACUGCAGGAGAGACAGUGUCAAAAACUAACACAGGAGAAUCCAUGUCUCAAACUACUGCAGGAGAAACAACAUCCAUAACUACUGAAGGAGAGAUCAUGUCCCAAUCUACAAUAGGAAUAAUCAUAUUGCAAAGUACUGACGGAGAAUCCACAUCCACCACUUCCAUAGGAAAGAACACAUCCCAAAUUACUACAGGAGAAACCAUGUCCCAUAGUAGAACAGGAGAGACGGUGUCCCAGACUACUGCAGGAGUGACCACAUUCCAAACUUCAGCAGAACAGACCACGUCUCAAACUACAAAUGGAGAGACCAUGUCCCAAUCUAAAAGAGUAGAGGCCACAUCCCAAAGUACUGCAGGAGAGAUGACGCCCCAAACUACAGCAGGAGAGUCUAUGUCCCAAAGUACAACAGGAGAGACUACAGCCCAAACCUCUGAAGGGGGGACCACAUCCCAACUUACAACAGGACUGUCACCCCUCCAAACUACAGCAGGAGUGCUAAUGUUACAAACUACAGAAGGAGAGACAAUGCCCCAAGCUAUCACAGAAGAGACCAUGUCUCAAACUGUAACAGGACAGACAAUGUCCCAAAUCACUGCUGGAGAGACACAAGCUGAAACUACUGCAGGAGAAACAACGGCCCAAACUACUGUAGGAGAGACCACAUCCCAACGUACAACAGGACAGACAUCAUUCCAAACUACUACAGGAGAGAUCACAUCCAAAACUAAUACAGGCGAGACGAUGUCCCAAACUACUACAGAAUUGACCUCAUCUCAAACUUUUGCGGAACAGACCAUGUCCCAAUCUACUACAGUAGAGACCACAUCCCAAACUACUGCAGGAGAGAUGACAUCCCAGACUACAGCAGGAAAGUCAAUGUCCCAAAGUACAACAGGAGAGACCACGGCCCACAUCUCAGAAGGGGAGACCACAUCCCAGCUUACAACAGGACAGUCAUCGUCGCAAACUAAUGCAGGAGAGAUAGUGUCACAAACUAUUGAAGGAAAAACAACAUUCCAAAUUAUUACAGAAGAGACCAUGUCUCAAACUGUAACAGGACGGAUGAUGUCCCAAAUCACUGCAGGAGAGACAACAGCUGAAACUACUGCAGGAGAGACAACGUCCCAAAUUACUGCAGGAGAGACCACGUUAAAAACUACAAUAGGAGAGCCCAUGUCCCAGACUACAACAGGAGAGAUGAUGUCACAAUCUAAACUAGCAGAAACCACAUCCCAAAGUACAACAGGAGGGGCAAUAGCCCAAACGACUGCAGGAGAGACGAUGUCCCAAUCAACUACAGGAGAGACCACAUCCCAAAUUACUGCAGGAGAGACCACGACUCAAACUACAUUAGGAGGGACUUUGUCCCAAACACCAACAGUCGAGAACACAGCCCAAACUACUGCAGGCGAGACCACGUUAAAAACUACCAUAGGAGAGAUCACGUCCCAAACUGCAGCAGAACAGACUAUGUCCCAAACUACUGGAGGAGAGAUGAUGUCCCAAAGUACAGCAAAGUACACUACCACCGAAGAGACAAUGUCUCAAUCUACUACUGAUGAGACCACGUCCCAAAUUAUUGCAGGAGAGACCACAGCCAAUGCUACUACUAUUGAGACAACAUCCCAAACUACUGCAGGAGAGACCACAUCUCAAACUACUGCAGAACACACCAUGUCCCAAACUAUGACAGGAGAGACCAUGUCCCAAACUGCAACAGGUGAGAUCAAGGCCCAAACUACAGUAGUACAGACCUCGUCCCAAACUAUUGGAGGAGAGACUAUGGCCAAAGCUACUGCAAUAGAGACAACAUUCCAAAAUGCUGCAGGUGUAUCCAUGACCCAAAGUACUGCUGUAAAGCCAACAUUCCAAACUAUUGCAGGAAAGAUGACAUCCGUAAGUACUACAGAAGACAUGAUGUCCCAAACUACUGCAGGAGAGAUCAUAUCCCAAGCUGUUGUAGGAGAAGCCACAUCCCCAACUUCUGAAGGAGUGACCAUGUCCCAAUCUACAUCAGGACAAAUUGUAACCCAAAGCACUGAAGGUGAAACCACAUCCAAAACUACUGCAGGAGGAACAACAGCCAAAACUACUACAGGAGAGAUUACAGACCAAGCUCCAACAGGAGAGAAAAUGUCCGAAACUACCAGAGGAGGGACCACAUCCCAAACUAUUGCAGGAGAGACAAUGUCUCAAUCUAUUACAGGAGAGACUACAUCCAGAGCUAUUGCAGGAGAGACUAUGGCCCAAGCUACUGGAGGAGAGACAACAUCUCAAACUACUGUAGGAGAGAUCACACCUGAAACUACUACAUGGAAGACAAUGUCCCAAACUGCAACAGGUGAGACCACGGCAGUAGAGACCGCCACCCCUACUACUUCAGGAGAGACGAUGUCCCAAACUAUAACAAGAGUGACCACAUUCCAAUCGACCACAACAGAGACCACAUCCCAAAUUACAGCAGGAGAGAUUACGUCCCAACGUACAAUAGGACAGACAUUGUCCCAAACUACCGCAGGAGUUGUCAUGUCCCAAACUACUGAAGGAGAGACAAAGUCCCAAACUAUGUCUCAAAUGGCAACAGGAAUGAAUAUGUCCCAAAUUACUGCAGGAUUUGCCUCAUCCCAAACUCCUGCAGAACAGACCAUAUCUCAAACUACAACCGGAGAGACCAUGUCCCAAUCUACUACAGUAGAGACUACAUCUCAAACUAUUGCAGGACAGAUGCCAUUCCAAACUACAGCAGGAGAGUCUAUGUCCCAAAGUACAACAGGAGAGACUACAGCCCCAACCUCUGAAGGGAUAACCACAUCGCAACUUGCAACAGGACAGUCAUCGUCGCAAACUACUGCAGGAGAGACAACGUUAAAAACUACCAUAGGAGAGAACAGGUCCAAAACUACUGCAGAACAGACUAUGUCCCAAACUACUGGAGGAGAGAUGAUGUCCCAAAGUACAACAAAGUACACUAACACAGAAGAGACGAUGUCUCAAUCUACUACCGAUGAGACCACGUCCCAAACUAUUGCAGAAGAAACCACGGCCCAUGCUACUGCAGUUGAGACAACAUCCCAAACUACUACAGAACAGACCAUGUCCCAAACUACAACAGGAGAGACCAUGUCCCAAACUGCAACAGGUGAGAUCACAGCCCAAGCUACCGCAGUAGAGACCUGGUCCCAAACUACAAGAGGAGAGAUGAUGUCCCAAAGUACAACAGGGGAGACCACAUCCCAAACUACUCCUGGAGAAACCAUGUCGAGUACAACAGGAGAGACAAUGUCUCAGUCUACUACAGGAGAGAUCACGUCCAGAAAUAUUGCAGGAGAGAGCACGGUCCAAGCUACUGCAAUUGAGACCUCAUCCCAAACUACUGGAAGAGAGGAGAUGUUCCAAAAUACAACAGGGGAGACCAUGUCUCAAACUACUGCAGGAGAGCCCACGUUCACAACUAUUUCAGGAAAGAUCAUGGCCCAAGCUACUGGAGGAGGGACAACAUCCCAAAUUAUUGAGGGUGUAACCGUGGCCAAAAGUACUGCAGCAGAGGCAAAAUCACAAACUAUUGCUGGAGAGAUGACAUCCAAAAUUACUGCAGGAGAGAAAAUGGCUCAAACUACUGAAGGAGAGAUGACAUUAAAAACUACUAUAGGAGAGGCCACGUCCCAAACUAUUGCAGAGCAGACCAUCUCCCAAACUACUGGAGGAGAGGUGAUGUCCAAAACCACAAUUCGGGAGACGAUGAGCAAAAUUACUGCAGGAAAGACAAUGGUCAAAGCUACUAUAGGAGCAACCAUGGCCCAAACUACUACAGGAGAAACCAUGGCCCAAACUACUGCAGGAGAGACCUCAGACGAGACAACGUUAAAAACUACCACAGGAGAGAUCAUGUCACAAUCUACUGUUGGGGAGACCACAUCCCAAACUAUUCCAGGAGAGACUAUGGCCCAAAGUACUGCAGUAGAGAUAACAUCCAAAACAACUACAGGAGAGAUCACAUCUGAAACUACUACAGGAGAGAUAAUGUCCCAAUCUCCUGCCGUAGUGACCACAUCCCAAACUACUACAGAACAGUUCAUGUCCAAAACUAUAUCAGGAGAGUCCAUGUCUCAAUCUACUACAGUAGAGCCCACAUCCGAAACUGUUGUAAGAGAGAUCACAUCAGCAACUAUUACAGGAGAGACAAUGCCUCAAACUGCAACAGGUGAGACCACGGCCCAAACUAUUGCAGUAGAGACCUCGUUCCAGACUACUGCAGGACAGAUGAUGUCCCCAAGUACUACUGGGGAGACAAUGUUGCAGAGUACAACAAGAGAGCCAAUGUCUCAAUCUAUUACAGGAGAGACCACAUCCAGUAUAACAGGAGAGACUAUGUCCCACGCUACUGGUGGAGAGACAACAUCCCAAACUACUACUGGCAUGACCAGGACCCGAAGUCCUGCUGGAGAGAUAACAUCCCAAACUACUGCAGGAGAAAUAACAUCCCUAACUACUGCAGGAGAG